CGAUAAACUAUCUCUCCUUCUUUUCUGUUUUAUCUCUCCAAAUGUGUGUGUGCAAAAUGCCGCUGUUCUGUGUAAUUUUAGUGUUGGCAAAUUUUUUUAAUUGUGUGAGUUUGGAACAUGUGUGGCAUUCUUAUCAAUACGAUCCCAACCACCAAAACCGUGAAGAACUCACAAUUACAAACAUCACAGCCGACGACCAAUUCAAGUUUAAUUAUGUUGCAAAAAGCUGGAAAAGUCUGUGUGAUGACCAGAUCUGUUACCUUGUUGGUUUUUCAAAUAAAAACGUGUUCAUUUCCCUUGUAACCCUCAACAAGGAGAAAAACGAAUUUUUGCAACAAAAGUCGCAAGAAAUUAAUUUUGAGGAAAAUAUCACCGACAUUGCAAUUUUCCAAAACUGGAACUCCAGUUUACAAGAUUUGGAAAUUGUUAUUGUGAUUGCGUUAACAACCGAACUGUUUUGGUAUAAAUUGGGCGAACCUGGCCCUUUUCUUUUUUGGGUUUGGCCCAUUAACAAAAAUAUAAGUCACAUCAACUUUUUCGAAAUCGAGUAUGACACUCACAUAUUGAUAAUAAACCAACAUUUUUCACAAACCACCGCCGAUUUGUAUCAAUUUGAACUAAAAGACUCGCCGAAUUUUUGGCUUCGCCAGAAAUUACAGUUGUCUGAUUUUGCACAAAGUUCAGCCGUGGUCACUUCAGGCCCUGAUUAUUUCAUGGCAAUUCCGCAAAAAUCGCUCAACCAGUUAUCAAUUUACAAAACGAGCGAUAAUCAUUUUAUUAGUUACAAAAAUUUAACCAGUGGUGGCAUUACUAGCGUUGUUUCUUUCACCUGUGGCCAUAAAUCAUUUUUUGCCAUCAACGGCAUGAAUGCGGGGAUUUACCGAUUGGUUAAAAGGGGUUUCCUGAAGGAGAAUCUGUCCAAUAGUCACUUCAGCGGAGUGAAUUUCUGGUUGCCUAUGGACUUGUCCGUUUACGGUGACGAUUUUAUGUUGAUUGCUCAACGUUCGCUGUUUCACGGAGGCCAUAAAUCUUUCGCCGUCGAAGUGAUUGCCUAUAAUGGGGAUAAAUUCGAGGAGCAUGAUGAUAUCCAUUGUUUGUAUUACGGGGAGGAGGUUUUGGGUUUAUCUUGUCUGCCGGACGAGGGUGGCAUUGAAGGCUCUGCUUUGAUAAACAUUGAUAAUAAUUUGGGUCUGGUGGUUCCGCGUAAAAAUCGCUCGAGCGAUUUGUUUUUGAUCAAAACUGAAAUUAGGCAAAUUCCGAACCCUCUUGACCAACAAUUACAAGAUCUAAUCAAGCGAAAAAAUGAAAUAAAUAAUUUGAUAAAUAUUCAAGAAGAAAGAUAUAACGAAUUGGUGGCAAAGUCACAACAGGUGUUUGAUUUGGAUUCAGUUAGCGCAAAAUUGGAUGAAAUGAAUGCAAAUGUUUUGAUUAUGAAAGAACAAAUCGAUUCGAGUCCGACGCAUUACACUUCGGUCAUUUUUAACAAUGUUGUUGAAAUCAAAAGUAACGUAACAGCUGGAGAAGUGCAAGUUGGGGAAAUAGGCGAAGAAUUGGCUAACACUCUUCUUGAAGAUAUUGUCUUGAGAGAUAACAUUGGGGUCAUUUCGGGCCCAAAAUUUAUCAAAAAUCUGGAAACUGAAGAUUUGCUUUUUGAAAAUAUCAACGGAAUUAACUCAAAUCAACUUCUUUACGAUAGUGAAAAUAUCACAAUUGAUGGCGAUUUGGUUUUAGAGAAUCAUUUAAUUGUGCGAGAUCUCACAACUGAUCAAGUAAAUGGAGCCAAAUUUGAGGACCAAGUUAUCAAUUUGGAGGCGCCUAUUGAUGAGGAAAUUAUUUUCGAAAAUGUGAAAACAGACAAAGCUGCUGUUCAAAAAUUAAACGACCACUUUAUUCCAACAGAGGCCCAAAUUAACGAGUCGGGUCAACUUGAAUUUGAGUCACUUUUCAUUCCGUUGAAUGUUACAGUUGAUCAAGUAAACGGCGAAAAUUUUGAUAGUUUUUUGAGCCAGUUAUGUCUCCGCAAUAUUAGGAAUUAUAUUCCCGGAUUAGUAAAUAUUGAAGGGGACGUAAUCGUUGAAGGAGACGCCAGAAUUGAAUAUUUAAACAAUUUGAAAUUCCCUUAUGAAUACGUUUUUACUGAUAACAUUUUUCCAAACAUUACCGGGGUUAAAACAUUCAACAAAUUGGUAACGUCUGAAGUCAAUUGCGAGGGAACGAUCAAUGGCAUCAAUACAUCACAAUUUAUAACUCGCACCACUGACCAAAGCAUACCACAAACUACAACUUUCAAAAACCUGAAAAUAACAGAAAGUCUGAACGUUGACGGUGAAAUAAUAGGCGAACAUGCGAGUAAAUUCCUCCCAAAUCCCACUCUCCUAAAAACCGAUUUUGUGACGGCCAAAUGCCACUUCAAAAAUUUGGAAGUUGAAGGGUUGAUUGUUUUAUCGGACAGUUUCAACGGGAAAAAUUUCAAGUCAAUGUUGAGCGAUGUGGUGUACUCUAGUGAAGAGGAACCCUUUAUUGAAGGCUUAAAAACCUUCCCUGAGGGUUUAACCGUUCGCAAAAACUUAAUAAUUAGCUCGAACAGUGUCACAAACGUAAACUUGGACAGUAUUGUUACAAAAAACACCGACCAGGUCCUAAAUUUGAGUGUCCUUGAUGGGAUUGUCACUUUUGGUAAUGUUGAAAUUGGAGGUUUUUACGAUUCUGUCAAUAUCACGAAACUGGAUGAGGACUUGGUCAAGUUAGACGGGGAACAAUACAUUUCCUCAACUCUAAUUUUCGAGGAUGAAUUGACUGUUAAUAAACUUGAGGCUGAAAUUGUGCGCCGAAAAGACCGGUUUUUUGACGCACUUGAUGUUGAAAAUUGCGUCGUUGAGGGAGAUUUUGAGGGUAAAAUCCAAGGUUUUGAUUUGGAGGAAUUUAACCAAAAUCGGAUGAGUUUCACUGAAGACCAAACAGUGGAGGCUGACUUCGAAUUGGGUCAUUCUUUCGUCACUUCAAUUUCAGUCAAUAAAUUAAAUAACGUUGAUUGCAGCGAGUUUAGUUCAGAUUCGUUACAACUGAAGCUAGUUUCAAAAAUUGUCGCCGGAAAGGUGGACAUUACAAACUUGUCUACAAAAUCGCUUGAAGUUGAUAAAAUUGAUAACAAAUCAACUAUGAGUCUUGGCGGUGCCUUGGACAUCACGAAGCACAAUUUGACCAACCUGGUCUUCAAUGAUGAUGUUUCCUUUGAAACCGUCGAAAUUGAGAAAUUUGGUGGUGUUGAUUUCACUACAUUUGUUACAAAUAUAGUUUACAAGAACGAAACACAUGUGACUUUUUCGGGCGCUAAAACAUUCCCUGAAGGUUUCACAGUUCACAAAUUGAUAGAAACUCAAAAAAUUAACAACGUGGUUUUGCCCAACAUUUUAAGAAAUUAUGGAGUUCAGGAAAUUGCAGGCCCACUUACUGUAGAGGGAAACGUCCAGUUUGGUGAAAAUCUCACUGUUGGAACCCUCAACGAUGUUUCAGUUCAAGCAAUAACAGAUUCGUUUCAAGUCAACGAUAGUCAAAUUCGCAUCAAAGGAGACGUUCUUUUCGCCCGCUUGCCCCACAUCCACAACCUCCACAUCAAUUCGGCCCAGCAAUUUUUAGACGGAAUGAUUUACACCGACGACAAUUUCAGACUACAAGGGCGGACCACUUUCAAAAACCUGGCAAAUUUUGAGAAAAAUAUCCGAGUGGUUGGAAAAAUCAACAACAUCGACCUUCCGUCAUUUGUGUCCGAUAUGGUAAUGAUCACGAAGGACGCUACCAUAAAGAGCACUGCCAGAUUCACUAAACCUACUUUCAUCGACCACAUGAUCGUAAACAAUAAUCUCAAAACGCACGACUUGAACAAUGUUAAUCUCACUUCUUGGGUGGUUGAUGCCAUCUUCGUAAAUCAAGGACUCAUGAAAGGCAAAUUCACGUUUGAAAACGUUACAAUUGUCGAUAAUCUACGAACCGAUUUUAUAAACGACGUAAACAUCGACACUUUAGUGCCGUUAAAGACCCAACAAAACCUAACACAAUUGUGCUUCAAGACAAUUAACUUAUUCGAAGACUUGCCUGUGGGCAACUCCACCAAUUUUCACAAUUUACCAAAAGAGUUCGAAAACACGGUCCUGCUUAACACGGUGCAAGAAAUUGACUCGGAUGUUGAAUUCGCUGGUAAUGUUUUCAUCGAAAACGACUUGCAAUUAACGGGUUUGCUCAACGAAAUGGAAAUCGAGCGUAUUGUCACAACAAACACGGACCAGGAAUUGACCGGAGUUUAUCAUUUUAAAUCAAAAGUCAAUAUCGGGGACGAUUUAAUCGUUGAAGGUCUAGUUAAUGGGAUUAACGUCACGGAGUGGGACUCAGAAGGGGUUAAAAUAUCAGCACCGUACACCCAAAAUAUCACCGAGAACUGGGUCAUCGAGCAAGAUUUGGUGUUGGAAGAAACGACCGGUUCUGGAACAAUAAACGGCCUCAACUUUGCCAAGUUCAGUCGCGAGAUUGCGGAAAAACGCAGCUACAAAUACGCAAUGGAAAAGGCGCUCGUUGACGAUUACACCAACAUUUGCAAAGACUUGACUUACAUGCGUGACCAGCUACAAAACCAAAUCUACAAGUUCAGUUAUUUGGAAAAUCUACAAAUGCUCAAUUUCCAAAACGAAAUCGAGCAAGUUUUUAGUUUUGAGGACCGAGACAGGGUCUUUUUGUUGAUAAGUGAGCGGAAAAAUUGCGAGUCAUAUUUAUUCACUUUUGGUGAUAAGUUCCGUUUUGUGCAAAGCCUCCACUUUGGUUUAGUUGCACAGAUUAUCCCAGUCCGUGUUAACAAUUUAUUGUAUUUAGUCGUACGUAACCAGGCUUUCUAUUCCACUUGUAAAGUUCAAGGGACCAAUCUUUGGCAAGUAAUCGACAAUCAUUUCGUGCAUGUUGCCAACAUCGAUGAGCAAGAGCUGUUGCAAGAGUCACUAGUCCCUGGAGUUUUUUACGGGAUUAGUGGCAACGAAGUCACCGAAUUUAAGGUUUUAACAGAGCUGGACACCGUGGUCAGGUACAGGAAGUGGCAAGUUGAUGAAGACAACUUGGCAUUCGUUCCUAGAGGCUUCGCCACCGGCUUGGCGUUGCGGACUGGGAGAAAAUUAAUUAGAUUGCAGCGUGAAGACCCCAUCGUUGAGGAUUUCAACUACGAGACUGAAAAAAUAAUUAGAGGUAACUGUACUGAAGAAUUCAAUCCGUUUUUCCCCGGUCGUAAAGGCAGUGAUCUUGUUGUAAUGAAAGUCGGGAUUAGAAGCAAUAAAAGGAGUUUACUGGCUGUUGCUAGUCACGAGGAGACCAGUGUUAGGGGCAGUUUAGACUUUAUUAAGAUUUACGAAGAUGUGUUCGAAGGAAAAAUGUUUCAUAAAGUCGCGACUUACAAACCGUCGUCCCUACAAUCACUCGAGUUUAAAAACGGCGAAACGUUCCUAGUGUUCUUGGAAGAUCAAAGCGUUUUACAGGUGUACGAAUAUAAGGGAAUCGAAGGUUUCAAACAUAAAUUGUCCUCCAAAAUCCAAGGAACGGAACUAAUCACAAUUGGAGUGUCGGAACGCAAACUAAUAGGGGUCGUGGAUAAGAAUAAACUAAGUUUUAUGGAAGCUAUAAUGUUGGGAAACCAACUGGAGGAGAAUUUACAAUGUACUUUGUAAUCUUUAUUAAUAAAAUUUAUUGUUGGCAA
Tribolium castaneum (red flour beetle) is the source of this 5728-nucleotide messenger RNA. RefSeq names its product female sterile (1) Nasrat (gene fs(1)N). NCBI's taxonomy places the organism in Eukaryota, Metazoa, Arthropoda, Insecta, Coleoptera, Tenebrionidae. Bases 42 to 5699 code for a protein of 1885 amino acids. The record is from RefSeq and is a predicted model, not a curated record. The transcript has 14 exons. Gene Ontology annotation, molecular function: heparin binding. Gene Ontology annotation, cellular component: cell surface.